GGACGAGCUGCAAAUCUAUGUAAUACUUAUACUUUGGACUAUGAUGCUGGAGAUCUCCUUCCUGAGACCGGAGCACAACACAACAGAUUGUGCAGCAUUACUGCCCUGGGUACCACAGAUGUCCAGUUACGUUUGAAUCUCCAUGUGGCACGGUGUUUUGCAGUGUGCCCCUCGCUGAGAAGUAUAUAUUUUGCUGCAGUCCAAGACAACACAGCUAACAUUUCAGGCAACAUGAUGGCAUAGCUGAAGGCUUUCCUUGUGCUUCUUCCCCUAUGUGUAAAGUCCCCUGCUCUUAUAAAGCCUUGAAAUUGAAUAAACGAGCACCUGCCCCCAGCUUGGCCUGAGAACCCCUCUCCUCUAAUUCAUGAGCCAGCAGGAUGUGGUCGCUGUGCUUUCUGAACGUCUCCUCGUAGCUGCAUACAAAGGACAAGUGGAUAAUGUGGUGCAGCUUAUCAACAAGGGGGCCAAGGUAGCGGUAACCAAGAAUGGACGAACCCCGUUGCAUCUUGCAGCUAACAAAGGUCAUCUGAAUGUGGUACAGAUUCUGUUGAAAGCAGGGUGUGAUCUUGACAUUCAGGAUGAUGGUAACCAGACAGCAUUGCACCGGGCAGCAGUUGUCGGAAACAGUGACAUACUUGCAGCACUGAUUCAAGAAGGAUGUUCUUUAGACAGACAAGACAAGGAUGGUAACACGGCUCUCCAUGAAGCUGCUUGGCAUGGAUUCAGCCAGUCUGUCAAACUGCUUGUUAAAGCAGGAGCUAAUGUUCUUGCCAGAAACAAGGCAGGUAACACGCCUCUUCACCUGGCCUGCCAAAAUGGGCAUUCUCAAAGUUGCAGGAUCCUAUUGCUUGCUGGAUCACGGGCAGACCUAAAAAAUAAUGCAGGAGAUACGUGUCAACAUGUUGCAGCUCGAUACAAUCACUUGUCCAUCAUUCGAGUUUUGCUAAGCGCAUUCUGUUCUGUCAAUGAAAAAAACCAGGCUGGUGAUACUCCCCUCCAUGUUGCAGCUGCACUAAACCAUAGAAAGGUUAUCAAAGUUCUUCUGGAAUCAGGGGCUGAUGCAACACUGGUAAACAAUGCUGGUCAGAUUGCUUUGGACACAGCUAGACACCACAAUAACUCAGAUGUGGCCCUACUUCUUACCAAAGCACCACAGAUUUUGCGAUUCAGCCGUGGCAGAAGCUUAAGGAAGAAACGAGAGAAACUGAAAGAGGAGAGACGUACUCAGUCUGUCCCCAGGGAAGAUGUUGGAGAUAGUAAGGCCAGUAUUUCAGCCCCUGAUGACACCCAUAGCAGUGAAAAUGCAGCUUUUAAACAGGCAGCUGGUAAAGAAGAUCCUCAACUUGCUGCAUCAGGGUCAAAGCAGAGGAAGAGUAGAAGGCCAAAAACAAAAGAAAAGAUUUCUGCUUUUUCAGACCCUACAUCACCAGCAGAUCAGCACACAUUUGUGGGAGCCCAGCAGGCGAAUCAUAAUCAAAGAAAGAGAAGUAAACAUAGAGGUUCCUCACCUCCCUUUUCUCCCCAUGAGGCCAGAGCAUAUCAACUUUAUACACUGUACCGGGGCAAAAAUGGGAAAGUUAUGCAGGCCCCAAUCGAUGGAUGUCGCUGUGAGCCUCUGAUAAGCAAACUGGAAAAUCAGCUGGAAGCCACAAAAGAAGAAAUAAAAGCUGAGAUUAACAUGGUUCAGGAUCAGGUCAAUGCAAAAUUAGGACAAAUGGAGAGUAAAACGCAGCAUCAGCUGCGUGUUUUAGAUAAGCUGAUGAUGGAGCGAAUAUCUGCAGAGAGGGCUGAAUGUGUCUGUCGUCUUGAACAGCAUGCAGACACUGAAAAAGAUGAAGUUGAAAAACGCCAGGUAUCCGUUGUGAAUGAGUUGAAAACGUGGUGUAUAUUGAAGAUUCAGAAUCUGGAAGUGAAGUUUUCUGGAGAAUCAAGAUUAUCCAAAAUUAAAUCAUUGCCGUCAACCUGCGAGUCCGCCAAACAUCCCAGCUCAGACAGUCCAAGUUUUUCUAAAGAGUCUAAUUCUACUGAAACAUCAGCAUCCCUGCUGUCUUCCAUUCAGCAUUCCCAAGUUAUUCAUCCCUCCAGCUUAUCUGAUGAACCAGAGAAUCUGACAGAGGAGAACUGCAAAAAAGUCAGCUUGUUGCCACAACAGGAGCCUACGGAGUGUACAUCUUUAGGGCAGCAGUCUGCUCCUGUUUUUUUUCAAGCAGUGAGACCUAAAGAAAAAGCAUCAAGUUCUGCCCCUGUCAUUAAAUUACAACAGGGACAAUCUUCAAUCAACCAACAGAAUUUUAAACAUAUGAAAAGUUCUUCCACACCGAAGCCCAUGCCAGAAUCAAAAUUAUCUGAGAAACAGACUGCCAAUCUCAUGGAGAGAGGGACCCAAACAAGAAAAUGUGGAAAAAAUGUGAAACAGAGAAGCCAUAUGCCAGCACCCCAAAUUCCGCAGCAGCCCUGCAGUACAGAUGGAGAACAGACUGCAAAAAAAACAGACACUUCACAAGCUUUGGAAAUUACACAGUAUUUUUUUGAAGCUGUGUCUACUCAGAUGGAAAAGUGGUAUGAACGAAAGAUAGAAGAAGCCAAAUCUCAAGUGGCUCAAAAGGCAGAGGAAGAUAAAGUAGCCUUACAUCAGCACAUUCAAGAUUUAGAGGAACAACUGAUGAAGCUACAGACUAAAUUGCAUGAAGAGAGUUAGCAUCAAAUCGCAGGAAACUGUAUAUUGGAUUAAAUGCCUUUGUCUAGAUUUGAAUGUCAGUAACUGAUUUCAUAUUAUGCUUUAUUAUGCCCUACAGAAAAUAAUGAUCACUGUGUGUGAAAUGUCAAACUGAUUUGGGGUUUAUUUGAGUAGGUAGAUAACUUGAAAGCCCCUCCCCAUCCAUAUAUACUCCUGUUUUUCCUGUUGGCUUCUUUUUCUGUUUUGAGACAGUAAAGGCUGAUUGUUAUUAUGUCAGAGAGAUUAAUUCAUUUCCAAGGUUCUCUACUUUCUGAUUCAGCAAAAUAAGGAUAACUACAGAUGCUCUCAAGUAUUCCCUGCUUCUAGUCUUCCUAGGUAUAUAUUUCUUCAAUGAAUUGUUUCUCUGUUCAGGAUUUUUUACAGAUAUCUUGAAUUUGAACUAGACCUAAAUCUUCUUCUGUCUCUACCCUAAUUAUCACAAAGGUUUAGAUUUUGGGUCCCCUCAUGGAAGUCAUCCCUUUUUCUACUGACUUUUCCUAUUUUCCUUGCUGUUGGAUGAUGAGCAUGGUUUAUUAUUCAAUUUAAUUUGCCCAUUCAGACCAAUAAUUUGCUGAUGUAGUCUAUCUAGCCAUUCAUUGAUGGAAGUGGUUGGACGUGUUUUUGUUUUAUCCUAUAGCUGUGAUUUUUCUCAGGAAUGUGAAUCUCACCAUACAAGGCUAUCCCAAAGUUUGUUAAUGAAAAGCGGAUACUCCAGGGAUAGAAUUUCACUGCAUCUAAAUUGGUCUAUAUUGUCAGUAGAAGUCUUGGGUGUGGUCUGAUUUCCCUAAAGGUACUGGAAGGGUUAGCUUCCUAAGUAGCCUCUCCUGUUUUCCUUCAGCUAAGAAUUAUUUUGUCUAUAAAUUACCUACAUUUUUUUAGAGUUAUCGUCAGAUUCAGCCUGACCGGAUUGGUCUCAGUGGGGUUUUUUUUAGCCUUUCGCAUUCCAGAUCUUCAAAUAUGAGAGGAAGACUUUAUUCCAGGGGAAUGAUCUUCAUAGAUAUUUUUUUUUAGGGAAUCUUUUAAGUUUGGAGUAGCUGAAAAACAGAUAUGAUGGAGCCCAGUUAAAUUGCAAAGUUCUGAAAUGCUGUGCCAGAAACAGUGGUUUUCAUGGAUUUGCUAUACAUGCUUAUAUGGUAUUUCCAUAUUUUUUUUUUUAUAAUAUUUUGUCUUUUUUCUAAAUAGUUGGCUUUUUUGUGUUAUUUAUAAAUUUAAACCAGACAAACAGAAUAUAUUCCACUUGGCGAUAGUGGGGCUCAGGAGAGGUUGCAUUUCAGUUUGUUUUCUUAUAGAAGUAGUUAAAAAGAGGAUGACGAUUCAACCUCUGGAGGUGCGCUACAUGUCGAGCAAUCCGGAUCCCACACUGUGGACAGAAAACGUAGGCUGCUCUCUCAAACAAUCCAGAAACAAACAAGAGACUCCUAGAUAGGAACAAAGAGGCGCCAAUAGGGUGAUAACGUAUAGACAGAAUCAAUAUCAGCAAGC
Bombina bombina (fire-bellied toad) is the source of this 4198-nucleotide messenger RNA. It is a transcript of the gene ANKRD6, whose product is annotated as ankyrin repeat domain 6. Gene Ontology annotation, molecular function: protein binding. Bases 365 to 2698 code for a protein of 777 amino acids. The transcript has 17 exons. The record is from RefSeq and is a predicted model, not a curated record. Lineage: Eukaryota; Metazoa; Chordata; Amphibia; Anura; Bombinatoridae.